Penicillium griseofulvum is the source of this 729-nucleotide messenger RNA. RefSeq names its product GPALPP motifs-containing protein 1. The coding region runs from base 1 to 729 and encodes 242 amino acids. Lineage: Eukaryota; Fungi; Ascomycota; Eurotiomycetes; Eurotiales; Aspergillaceae. The transcript has 2 exons. The record is from RefSeq and is a predicted model, not a curated record.
AUGAGUUCUAAAGACAAGCGAAAAUUUGAGGAGACAGAUCCUCAGGUCUCAAAACAGCGAAAAGUAGUUGGACCUUCUCUUCCUCGGGAUGUGAACAAUGAGACUGAUAGUGAUGAUGAUUUCGGUCCAAGCCUUCCUCGGGAUGUGAACAGUGAGACUGAUGAUGAUGAUGAUGAUGACUUCGGUCCCAGCCUUCCUCCAUCCGGUCCAAUGAAAGGCCCUGUUCAUAUAGAGCCUACCGAUUCUAGAAUAUCUAAACCGGAACAUGAAACCCGGCGAGAUCAAUGGAUGCUGCAACCUCCUUCCCAUUCCGACUGGACUUCCAAGGUCGACCCCACGCAACUACGAAAUCGCAAAUUCAAUACAGGCAAAUCGGCUACAGUACCUAAGAGCAUGGAUUCCUCGUGGGUUGAGACUCCAGAGGAGAGAAUGAGGCGGCUGCAGGAUGCAGUUAUGGGUGUUGGUGCUUCAACAAACCAGGACCACAAAGGUGCUUCAAACGCAAAAUUAAUGGAGGAUCAAAUCAAGAGAUACAAGGACAUGACUGGGAAGAACACUCGCCUGGAAAACCCAGGUCAGGCUCAGAAAGAAGAUGAUCCAAGUGCACGUGCGUUUGAUCGAGAGAAGGAUAUGGCAGUUGCUUCAAAGAUAUCCAGCGCCCAGCGCCGGGAGAUGAUAAAGAAGGCAGCGGAUUACAACACGCGUUUUACAAAGGGCAACUUUUUAUAG